AUGCACACAUAUGUCGUUUUCCCCACUGUCUUUGGGUUACUUUGUUCAGUCGCUAGGGCAGUCCUAUAUGAGAGCGUGAUCCAAACCCCCAGUGGCCCUGUCCAAGGUUAUCCGGCCUUUAACAGCACUAUUGCCGGUCUGAAUCUCACCAAUUGGCAAAAAGUCACUGUCUGGAAAGGCAUCCCCUUUGCUGCCGACACGUCGGGGGAAAACCGCUUCCGUCCUCCUCAAAAAGUCACAGCUUGGAACAUAACUUUGGACGCCAAGGACUAUGGCUAUUCUUGUCCAUCGUCUGGCACCACCUAUGCCACGAUUGGUGAAGACUGUUUGAACGUCAACGUUUGGAGCGCAGCCAACUCUACGGAUGACAAGCUGCCUGUUGUCCUGUGGAGCUACCCUGCCGGCGGCUCUAACGCUGAUCCUCGCUUCGAUGGUGCUGGAUUGGCUGACAAGGGCGUUGUUUUUGUCAAUUACAACUAUCGUACUGGCCCAACCGGUUGGCUUGUGUCCCCCGAGUUGACAGAGGAGAACCUAGCCACCAUCGGCCUCAACAGCUCUGGAAAUUGGGGCAUGCUAGAUCAGUUUGCUGCUCUGCAGUGGGUGCGAGACAACAUUGCCUCCUUUGGUGGUGACCCUGACCACAUUACAGUCAUGGGUCAAUCGGCUGGUUCUGCUGCGACCUAUCACAUUCUCAACAGUCCCUUGACCAAAGGCAAGAUUGUCGGCGCCAUUAUCCAAAGUGGUCUUCGUGAUCCCCACGAUCCAUCCGCUGUCGAGCUGGCUGAAGGCUACCAGACCUACGACGUCGCCGAGGAAUACGGCCUCUCCUUUAUGGAGAGUGUCAACUGUUCCACGAUUAGUUGCAUGCGCUCCUUGCCAAUGGAGACCCUCGAUACUUCUGAGCGUGGAGGCACAGCUGGCGCAUCAUUCAAGGGAACCCUCGACUAUUACUGCAUGCCUGAUACUUAUUUGAACACGCUGAAACUUGGUCUAGCUCACGAUGUUCCCAUCCUGACAGGCAACACAAGGGACGAAAGUGGCGCUUCUUAUGGGUUGAACAUCACACUUGCAGAAUACCUUUCGGGUUUAAACAGCACAUAUACAAACGGAUUUGCGGACAAGUUCUUCGACGCUUAUCCGGCAAACAACUCCACCACUGCUUCCGCUGCCCAAAAUGCACAAUACACUGAUCGUUCCACGGUUGGCACACAGUUUUGGGCCAACUAUUGGUUGAGCAACAGAACCAGCCCGGUAUGGACCUAUCUUUGGGAUCACGCUCCUCCAGGACAAAACGCCGGCGCUGCCCACAUGACGGAAAUUCAGUAUACGCAAUACAACCUCUACAAUGUAUACUACGGUGAAUGGGAGGAAGAGGACUAUGAGAUUGCUGAAAAGAUGAGCAAUUACUGGGUAAACUUUAUCAAAUACGGCAACCCCAAUGGCGAUGGUUUGACUUACUGGGACAAUGUCAAUGCCAGCACAACCACGACUCAGGAGCUUGGUGGCGGUUGGGGCCCCAAGAUCAUUGCACGUGAUGAUCAAAUUGCUCUCUUCAAGUCCUGGUUUGCUUCGUUAGCGGCUAUUUAA
This is a messenger RNA of Fusarium vanettenii 77-13-4, 1587 nucleotides long. RefSeq lists its product as uncharacterized. The transcript has 2 exons. NCBI's taxonomy places the organism in Eukaryota, Fungi, Ascomycota, Sordariomycetes, Hypocreales, Nectriaceae. The coding region runs from base 1 to 1587 and encodes 528 amino acids. The record is from RefSeq and is a predicted model, not a curated record.